AUGGAACGAAUAAAAAUUUUGUAUCUUCAUAUACACGAAGAUGAAAAAACUCAAAUGAUCAGAAAGAUCCUUGAAGAACUAUAUGGUAAGGAAAAUAUUUUAUCUUCAAGAAAGAAAUAUAGAACCCUGGACAUUUUAAUUUUUAUUUUUAUAUAUAUUUUGUGUAUAUGUUGUGCAUUAGUUUGUUUUUACUAUUUAUGUAUAGUAAGUACUUAUGCAUAUAUAUUAAUACUUCCUUGUAUUAUUAUCACGGUGAUUAUUUUUUUCAUUGGAUCUAUAAUAAUAUACGAAUUAUUAUAUUCUACCUUUUUAUACAAGGCUAAUAAGUCUUUUGACAAAUUAAAACCUCAUGUAAUUGUUGCUUAUAAGUUUGGAUGUAUUUUAGCUACCCACCUCGAUGGUCCCAAGGUUCCAAUGCUUUUAAUAUCACCUGUUGAAGAAAAUUUCUUUUCAAGUAAAAUCAGGAAAAAAAUAAAUAUCUCAGAUUAUCCAUAUAUCAUAUUUGUACAUACAACAAACGAUAAAAAAAGGUACUUGAAAAAAAGUUUAAGUUUGAUAGAAUCUUUAGAUAAAAAAAAAUAUAGAGUAGAAAUAGUGAACGAAGGUUAUCAUUCAGAAUUAUUAAGUCCAGCUGAAUAUAAAUAUUGGAUUGAUGAAAUUCAUUCUAUGAGUCCUGAAUAUCCUUCAGUUAAUUACCAACAAUAA
Molecule: messenger RNA, 705 nt
Organism: Plasmodium reichenowi
Lineage: Eukaryota; Apicomplexa; Aconoidasida; Haemosporida; Plasmodiidae
Exons: 2
Coding region: 1-705 (234 amino acids)
Source: RefSeq, a predicted model, not a curated record